GGCCACGAUCUCCUUCUUCGAGCAGGAUUUCUCCGCCAGGCUCACUCCGGAAUCUUCCAUCUUCUGCCCCUGGGACUGCGCGUGCAAGACAAGAUCGAACGCUUGAUCGACAAGCAUAUGCAGACUGUUGGUGCUGUAAAGGUCUCUUUAUCAUCAGUCUCCUCGCAAGAACUUUGGGAGCGAUCUGGACGUUUGGAGGGCCGCGACUCGGAGCUCUUCCAACUAGAGGAUCGGAAAGGUGCUAAAUUCUUGCUAUCGCCUACCCACGAAGAAGAAAUCACCACGAUUGUCAAGAAUGCCGUACAAUCCUACAAGGACCUACCACUGCGUUUGUACCAAGUCACCAGGAAAUAUCGCGAUGAGGCACGUCCGCGGCAAGGUUUGUUGCGAGGCCGCGAAUUUGUCAUGAAGGAUCUCUACACUUUCGACGUCACCGAGGAGAAAGCUAUGGAGACGUACUCCGAUGUCUCCAAGGCGUAUCGAAACUUUUUCGAUGAACUUGCACUACCCUAUCUGGUUGCAAAUGCCGACUCGGGAAGUAUGGGCGGCGACCAUAGCCACGAGUACCACUUUGCUUCGACGAAAGGAGAAGACACGAUCAUCAGCUGCCAGUCGUGCCAACAUACGAUAAAUGAAGAACUGUGGCGGCCAACUCAUGUCGAGAUGGAGAGCGAUGCUGACACACCAUUUCGUGUCUGGAUUGGACCACCGGACCCGCCUUCUGAUAAUACUUCUGCACUGGUCGAGGUGUAUAUACCCCAAGGGUCUCGGAUCAACACACAUGCACUCAAGGAAUUGGUACCAGGACUGGACACGAGCGGCUUCUUCGAUCUCGACCAGACACUCUCGACCUAUUAUCCAAACACGACGACUCUGCCGGGCUCAUGGCAACGGAUUUCCAUCCGCGAUCCCCGAGUCUCGAUGUCUUCCAUACUGUCGAAGCCCAGCGACCGUGGUGGCCCGUCUUCUACCAUGACCUCUCCGUUCAUCCUCACGAAGCCUGAAGCCGACUCUGCUUGUCCAUCGUGUGGAUCGCAAACACUUUCUUUCACACCAACAGUGGAGAUUGGUCAUACCUUCCACCUCGGGACUCGCUACUCGAAGCCACUUGAUGCUAAAGUCCAGACCGAGCAGAAUAUGAUACAAGACAUACAGAUGGGCUGCCAUGGCAUCGGAGUGUCACGGCUGAUGGGUGCUGUGGCUUCGCUACUGGCCGAUGAGAGGGGUCUGAACUGGCCAAUCAAGAUAGCUCCUUAUGGCGUGGUGAUCGUUGGAGCAGGGGCCGUUGCUGACCAAGAGGUGAAUAAGGUGUAUGAUCGAUUGGCUGGACUUGACGCAACCAUCGAUGAUCGCGAACGACCUUUCGGCUGGAAGCUGAAGGACGCGGAUUUGAUCGGAUACCCUUUCAUUGUAAUCCUCGGCAAGUCGUGGAAAGAACGAGAAGCCGUCGAGCUACAGUGCAGGAGAUUGGGAAUCAAGGAAAAGGUUGCGAUAGAGGAGAUCAACGUGAGAAUGGAAGAGCUGGCAGCUAAGCUUUGA
Molecule: messenger RNA, 1539 nt
Organism: Zymoseptoria tritici IPO323
Lineage: Eukaryota; Fungi; Ascomycota; Dothideomycetes; Mycosphaerellales; Mycosphaerellaceae
Exons: 2
Biological process (GO): prolyl-tRNA aminoacylation
Cellular component (GO): mitochondrion; cytoplasm
Molecular function (GO): proline-tRNA ligase activity; ATP binding
Source: RefSeq, a predicted model, not a curated record